This is a messenger RNA of Linnemannia hyalina, 360 nucleotides long. NCBI's taxonomy places the organism in Eukaryota, Fungi, Mortierellomycota, Mortierellomycetes, Mortierellales, Mortierellaceae. The record is from the annotation of a GenBank genome assembly.
AUGGCAACCGUCAAGAGAAGAAACCACGGACGCAACAAGAACGGUCGCGGCCACGUCAAGCCCGUCCGCUGCUCCAACUGCUCUCGCUGCGUCCCCAAGGACAAGGCCAUCAAGCGUUACACCGUUCGUCCUAUGGUCGAGUUGGCUGCCGUCCGUGAUAUCACUGAGGCUCUUGUCUACAAGGAGUACACCUUGCCCAAGUUCUACAUCAAGAUUCACUACUGCAUCUCCUGCGCUGUUCACGCUCACAUUGUCCGUGUCCGCUCCCACGUUGGUCGCCGCAGCCGUGCUCCCCCACCACGCUUCCGUUUCAAGGAUGGCAAGAAGGUUGCCCCCGCUCAGGUCGCCAAGCCUCUGUAA